UAUGUAUCAGUUAAUUUUAUACAAUUUUUAAGAAUCCCGCUUCAUUUUCUUACACAUUAGUUUAGCUUGAAUCAUAAAUCAACCUUUCAGAAACCAAAUGCCUCUAUUGGCGGUCCUUGGACGCGCUGGAAGCUCAGUAAAUCAAAUCUCGAAUCGCUUCACGGAAUAGUACUCCCUAGGCGUGCGUACGCGACACCUUCUUUCCGUGAUGGGGUGCGCGAGCCGGCCUUUCCAGACUGCGCCGAGGGUGCGCGCAGAAAGAUGUGCGCGUGCCCCUAUAAAAGGCGACGGCGCCCAGCUACUGGUACCACUUUCUAAAGCACCCUCGUAGCCGCAACCAGCCUUCCACAACUCACAGAAAUGCAGCGUUGGUCCGCCAGUAGCAGUGCCGACGACUCGGACAGCAGCGAAGACACAAAGCGCCAGCAGGACGAGCGUCCCAAGCGCCGGCAGCGCGUCAAGCGACGCAACGCGCCACGCAACGUCGCCAGUGAUUCUAGUGAUAACUCGGCGGCGUCUGCUUCUACUGCUGCUACUCCAGAAACUGAUGAGAACUCAAAAUCCAAUCAAGCACCUGCAAAAGAAGCUCAAUCGCGAUGGUCACCGUUCAAGAACGCACUGCGCAUGCUCUCCCUUUCCAACUCUCGUGAGUCCAAGCCCAAGAGUGAGAGUAAGAAGAUCCUCCGUUCGCCUGUGGCGUACGUCUACGUGAAAGGGCCGUCAGGUCUUCCGACGCAACGCGUGCCUCUCGGCGCCUCAAACUUCACCGAUUUUUGCUGCGUGCAGCGUUCAGUGGCUCUGCGAGCCCUGCUGCUCGAGCCUUAAACCAAAUUUGUGACCACUAGUCCGUUUUUGUGAUAACUAAAGAGCGUGACUCGCUAGGCUUGAAGAAAAUAGUCCAUUAAACAAAUAUUCAGGUUCCACAAAAUUUCUCAACUUGUAAUUAAUUGUAUCUAUUUUCCUCAAGCCUCAGCAGUGAUUUAUAUCAAUGGUGCCUGAAUGUUGAAAGUGAUAUCCUGUUCUCAAAGAUAUCUCAUACGCAUCAGAUUUCUGUAUUGGAUAUUUUGUAUAUCUCUCUGUGUCCACGAAAAGCGGAGUGUUGAUUGAAACGACGUAGAUAGAAUACACACUGAUUUUUGUAAAAUAUGUCAGUUUGUGGGAUAUAAUUUUUAAAUAUUGUUGUACGUUUGCAAACUUAUCUUCAAAUACACAUUCUUUUACUGUGCUGGGCACAUAUAAACUAUUAUUAGUUAUUAGUGAAUGUCUGGGCACAACUUUGUGAUGUUAUAUCAACAAGUAAUAAAACACUAUUUUCAAAUGA
This is a messenger RNA of Cloeon dipterum, 1321 nucleotides long. RefSeq lists its product as uncharacterized. The coding region runs from base 361 to 825 and encodes 154 amino acids. Lineage: Eukaryota; Metazoa; Arthropoda; Insecta; Ephemeroptera; Baetidae. The record is from RefSeq and is a predicted model, not a curated record. The transcript has 2 exons.